AUGCCUCCGUGGCCCAGCGAGCUGGACACAGACUUCCUCUUCGACGAUGUAGAGGACGGCCCAGUCGAAGCAGAAGAUGGUGACGGCGCCAUGAGCUUUGGAAAAGACCCUCGGCCCGACGAUCCCGUGAUAUAUCGUCCAGAUUAUAGGGCCGGAACGCGGGAAACGGCCGAUCCGCGAGGUCAACCCGCUCGGCAGCCAUGGACCCCGACAGUGGUCGUCCCUUCUCUUGAGAAUACUCCGAGGUCGCCUGGGACCGUGCCUGGGCCGCUCGUUCUGUUCAAGGAUGAAUGCGUCGCCCGAGGCGUGCUAGAUCCUCCAGACGUCGACUCCGAUUGUCCUUCCCAACUCAUCCAAAGCGACCGGGAGACACUCUCCGACGCACCAGACUUCGGCACGGCUGCUACGGGGGUGCUCCGCUCAAGCAAGACGCACUCCGUCGAGGUGAACAUUCCAGAGAAUCACCUUCUCACCCCACGGUCCUGCUAUGAACCUUUCGAUGCCGGCGUACCUGCCAUGCCCGAGGCUCAAGCACUCGCCGCGCUGGCUUCCACCCGGAAACGACUUGGUAUGCCGGCCGGUGAAAUCGAGUAUAACUUGGACAGCUUCUCAGCCUACUGUGACAUGGAUGCCUACCCGUGCGAGAUGAGAUCGCUGCAUCAGCUAGACACCAAGGUCACCGCCCGUCACUUCUAUUUCGACGGCAUCCUCAGCGUCCGGGGCGAGUGUAGAAUCUUUGUCAAGCGUGUGCCGAUUGCAGCCAUGCCGGUCGGAAACUACGGCAGCCAGCAUCCCUCGGUGCAAGGACACAUCUGGCUGCAGUCAUGCCUCAACCGCAGCCGGAGCAUAUUCUACAAGCUCGGCAGGCCAACGUCUGAGUAUCGCCGUUUCUUCUCGCCGAUGCUGUGGUUGGCCGAUUUGGCCAAGCACUUUGUCGACUACCUAAAGGCCACGGGAGAUGGCAAGGAACUCGUCACUCUGCAAAGCUUUCGCUCCUCCUUUGCCGCUUGGCUUGAAGGCACCCACGGCGGCGCGCCUGUCUUCGUCGCCUGGCGGCGGCAGCACCCAAGGCCAGACUUUCGAACUGCCGUCGUGGCCAACAUCGCCUUCCUGCACAAGGAAGCCAUCGGCGUCCUUGGCGAGAGGGACACGUACUGUCACACAAUCUGGACCGAGAUCUGGGACUUUAGUCGUUACAAGGAGCAGCCCAGAUGCGCAGAUGCCAGGACGGUCGUGACGCAGUACACGUAUGAUCUGUUCAAGGGUCUGCCUUUUGGUGACCAGCUCACCGUCGUUCCCGUCAGCGCCAAGACCGAGGUGCUUCGCAACGAGCUCAUCCGACAACGACACCUCGAGCUGCCGUCGACCCUUCACGACGCACCAAAGAGCGUGUCGACGGCGGCCAAGGACCGAAUCAGGAACAUCCAAGUCGGCGACACCAUCUCGACGCCGCGCGACGACGAACACUCGGGCUCCAAGUGGAAGCGCGAGGUGUCCAAGGGGCUCGAAGAUGUCGACCGCUGGUUCGCCCUCGUGCAGGCCGUGCACACGCGCGAGGAUGGAAAGCGCGUCUUCGACGUCAUAUGGUACUACAGGCCGCACGAUACGCUGUGCGGCAUCAUGAAGUACCCCUGGAACAAUGAACUCUUCCUGUCAGACCACUGCUCGUGCGAGGAGCUGUGCAAGAUUGGCGAGGACGAGGUUUUGGGCGUGCACGACGUCGACUUUGGCGGCACGUCGACGACGGAGGCCGAGCUGUUCUGCAGACAGACGUACAUCCACGCCGAGCGCAAAUGGAUCACGCUGAAAACGGACGACAUGAAGUGCGAGCACUGGAGGAAAGGCACCCGUCCGGCUCCGUACAGGGACGGCGACACUCUGCUGGUGCAUUUGGACCCGGCGAGCGACGUCGCCGAGCCGUGCGAACUGGUAACCUCGCAUGCGGAAGCGGACAGGGUGCUCUAUCGAUUCCGCAGGUUGCUCCGCCGCAAGCAGGUUGAGCCCGACUCCUUGGCGCGGCCGAACGAGCUCGUGUACAGCGCAUGCUUGCCGCUCGUCGAGAAGCACGAGGGGCACAUCAUCGGUCGGUGCGACGUCCGCCACUUCUCGGCCGGCGAUGCCUUGGCGACGCCCUACGACAGAGAUGGUGUCGGCGCCUUCUUCGCGCUGACGCACGAGCUACGGCGCGACGACGACGGUACCGACGCGUGCGUCCCCCUCAAAGCGGCGCCUCCCGGUCUGCGACAGGGCUGGGACCCGGCGGCAAAGGUUCCGAAGCUCCGCGGCUUCGACCUGUUCUGCGGCGGGGGCAACUUUGGACGCGGGCUCGAGGACGGCGGGGGCAUCGCGAUGCGCUGGGCCAACGACGUCAACUCGCAGGCGAUGCACAGCUACAUGGCCAACGUUAGCGAGCCGGUCUCACCCUUUCUCGGAUCUAUCGACGACCUGCAGCGGCGCGCCAUCGAGGGCCGCUUCAGCGACUGCGUGCCAGCCAUUGGCGACGUCGACUUUGUCAGCGCCGGGAGCCCGUGCCCCGGCUUCUCGCGGCUCACCAACGACAAGACGACGGUCCAGCAGCGCAAGAACCAGUCGCUCGUCGCCGCCUUCGCCUCCUUCAUCGACCUCUACCGGCCUCGGUACGGGCUGCUGGAGAACGUGCCGGGCAUCGUGCACGGGCGGGCGAACCGGGACCAGGACGUGUUCAGCCAACUCAUCUGCGCCCUCGUUGGCCUCGGAUACCAGGCCCGGUUCUUCCUCCUCGACGCCUCGUCGUGCGGCUCAUGCCAGCGCCGGUCGCGCAUCUUCCUCGCGCUCGCGGCGCCGGGUCAUCGGCUGCCGGCUCGUCCGCUCGCGACGCACUCGCACCCGCCGCGGACGAGCCUCCUCGGCAUCGGGCUGCUGCCGACGGGCGAGCCGAUGGCGGAACGCGAGAUGCCGACGGCAACGCCCUUCAAGUUCGUCAGCUCCUCGGAGGCGACGGCCGACCUGCCGGCAAUCCACGACGGCAAGGUCGACAUCUGCGUCCCCUUCCCGGACCACCGGGUCGCCCUCGGCGUCACCCGCACCCAGCGGGUUCGCAUGGCCCUAAUCCCCACGCAGCCUUGGGGGAUGAGCUUCGCGCGAGCGUGGUACGGCACCGAGCGCGUCGCCGGGGCGGGCAUCCUCACGGCGGCCGAGCGGGCCCUAUUCAGGGGCGGCGAUGCAUCGGACAAGAAAGUCGUAACGCACGGCAGUUCCCAGCUAAGCGCGGCGGCCGUCUACUCGAGCGCGUACGGACGAAAUUAUCCUCACCGGCUGAUGGAGACGAUUGUCACAUCGCAGAACCCCUGCGACAGCAAAUGCGGCCGCUGGCUGCACUGGAGGGAGAACCGGAUGCUGACGGUGAUGGAAGCGCGUCGGGCCCAGGGUCUCCGCGACGAAGACAUCAUUGUAGGCACGCCCGCGGCCCAGUGGAAGAUUGUCGGGAACAGCGUCGCCAGGGAGGUGGCGGUCGCGCUCGGCAACGCCAUCCGGGAAGCCUGGGUGGUGAGCCUCGGCGGUUGCGGCGAGCUGGAAGGAGAGGCGAGGGUCAGCCGGAUCGAGGGUGUCGGCGGCGACGCUUACGCUUCGGGCGAGACGGCCAGCUCUCGGUCGCGCGAGACGUCGACGACGGCGACAACGCCGUCGACGGCCGAAUCCGCCGGCCACGAGGGUCGUGGCAUCGGGAAGCGUCCGUUCACGGCGGUCAAAGCUGCCUCCUUUCUGCCGAGGAAACGACUCAGCACGUCGCCGGGAGGUCAUCGUGCCCGCGCAAGCAGCGCGCCCGCGGCAGGGCCGAGCCCGUCGGGACGAAUGGCGGCGGCGCACAACACGGUACCGGCGGAGGAAAGCGUCGGUUCGGGUGCGUGA
Molecule: messenger RNA, 3888 nt
Organism: Drechmeria coniospora
Lineage: Eukaryota; Fungi; Ascomycota; Sordariomycetes; Hypocreales; Ophiocordycipitaceae
Exons: 1
Coding region: 1-3888 (1295 amino acids)
Cellular component (GO): nucleus
Molecular function (GO): chromatin binding; methyltransferase activity
Source: RefSeq, a predicted model, not a curated record